GCUGGAGCCACCGGCGGCGGAGGCUCUGCGAGGGAGGUAGUGCGCGCGUUGUGCGGCCCACCAUGCUGACCGCAAUCGUACAGCCAGCCCUGCCUGGGCUCCCAAGGCGGCUGCCCGCAGCCCCCUCACAGCGCCAGGACUCCUCGGGUUCGUCGGGUUCCUACCACACAGCUCCGGGUUCUCCCGAGCCCACGGACGCAAGGCCAGACGCAGGUUGGGAAGAUUGGCCCUGGGUGGCCCCCGGCCCGGGGGCGGGAGCACAGCCUCGCCUGUCCGUCAGCGCCCAGAAUAGCCGCCAGCAACCCUGGUCCGGCUCGGGUUUCCGGCGAGGCCGGGGCUCCGGCCCGCUGCCGCCCCAGCCCCAGCUGCGCGUGCUGCCGUCGGGGGAAAUGGAAGUGGUCUUCGGCACCGGGCUCCGGUUCAGCCACACGGACCCGGAGGAUCGUGAGGUGCAACAGCUCACGGAGCAGCCAUUCAGCCCCUCGCCGCUGGGGACAGUGUCUGACGCCCCCAGCCCACCGCUGCCGCCCGCUCCCGACGGCGGAUCCCGCUGGGCCACCUACCUGGAGCUGCGUCCCAGUGGACUGGGUCCUGCCGCUCCCUCUCAGUUUGAGUGCGUGGAGGUGGCGCUGAAGGAGAGCCCUGCGCCGGUCAGGCCCCGGACGGUGCCCAAGCGUCAGAUCGAGCUGCGCCCCCGCCUCCCCACUAAACCUGCCAGGACUACAGGCUUCUCAUGGGUUCCUUCAAUAAAAGGCAGCACCGGCUCCCUGGACGAAUCGCUGAGCCGCCUGCAGGUCGCAGCGGGCCUCGUGCAGACGGCGCUAGCCAGAAAACUGAGUCCUGCGACCCCAGCCCCGAGUAGUGCCACCGUUAGACCAACGGAGCGGCCAGAGCCUAAGACUGGAGAAACAGCGCACAGCGCCCGCGUGGUCCUGGAAGAGGCUCGGUCUUGGCCACCCCGCUCACAAGAGAGUUCAAGCCCCGCCAGAGCCCCACGGCCUUGGCCCAGCCUCCGUGAGCGCGCUAUCCGGCGCGACAAGCCAGCUCCUGGGACAGAGCCACUGGGUCCUGUUAGUUCUAGCAUCUUUUUGCAGUCAGAGGAAAAGACCCAGGAGGCACGCAACCAGAGACCCAAGACUCGAUUUCCGAAAGAGACUCCGGGUCGAAUCACCCCAAGAGAACGGAAUCCGUCUUUGGAGUCCAGCGUCCCCUGGGAGGCUCCGAGGAGGGCGGAGAAGCCUAAGAGCCCCUCUCGGUUGGGCCAGGCUCCAAAUGGGGCCGUGCGGGAUUCUCGCUGCCCGUCCCCUCAGAACCUGUCCCCGUGGGAUCGGACUGUCUUGAGGGUGAGUAGCCCUCCGUUCCGUGAAGCAUCUUCCGCGUGGGAAAAUCGGAAUCCCGCCGUCGAGGAACCUGUCAGCAGGAGGAGCCCUUCCCCACCAACCCUCUCCCAGUGGAGGCAGGGUGGUGUGAGGGCUAGAAGGAGUCCAUCCCCCGAAGUUCCUUCCCAGUGGGAAGUUCCGCCUCCGGCAGUCCGGGAUGCCACAGGGCAGGGUAAGCGCCCGUCCCCACCAGCCUUGUGUCCGUGGGGCACGCCAGAUAGUCCUAUUGGGACGCGGAGCCCAUCGCCCCAGGAGACCUGGGGACUCAGUCUGCAGGGCUCAUCCACAGCAUUUAGGCGGGAAGUUGUGAAUGGCGUAGCUCAGGAGUUGGCAUCGCCUACACCUGGGACCCCAGAACUAGCAGAGGUACAGAGCCCGCCCAUGCGGGAAAUUCCAGAGCUUGCCUUGCGCAGCAAUCAGCCUUCACCAGAGGUAGAUGCCCCCGAGCAGCCCCGCAGUCACCUCGUGGGCACGCUGAGCUCUGACACGCGCCCAGGAGUCUGGGGCUCUGGAGAAGCGGCCUCUGAACGCCCGCGCGUGGCCAUUCCGCGGCCGCGAGAUGUGCGCAAGAUGGUGAAGACCACCUAUGCACCCAGCUUCCCCGCGGGAAGCCCAGGGUCAGGGAAGCCUGCGCCUCCUAAAGAUACCUUCGGGGAGGAGGGCGGCCUAUCCCAGACACGAGAGCUCCAGGCGCCGGGGUCCUCCGCUCCGGCUCACUACACCUCCGUUUUUCUCAAAGACUUUUUGCCAGUCGUGCCGCACCCCUAUGAGCCCCCGGAGCCGCCCCUCGACACAGUUCCCCGGGACGCCUCGCAGCCCAACGGAGUCUUGAGGCGGAGGGCAGAAAACAGCACGGCAAAACCCUUUGCUCGCACUGAGAUCCGCUUGCCGGGCGUCCUGGCCUUGGGCCGCCUGCCGGAGAGAACCCCGGGAACCCAAGCGCGCGGUACCGGCCGAGAGAACCCGGAUGCGGAGGCUUGGCGCCUCAUCCCAGACGGCGAGGGUCGGACCAGCCCCCUAGGCGGCGCUUACCCCUCACCUCUGCCGGCCCCUAAAGUGCCCCCGGAGCCUUCGCCACCCCGCCCAGGCUCUCCGCGGCCGCGCCUCAACUCCAGCGCCCUUGGCAGCCCCUUGCUGCCCUGGGCCUCGGAGGCAGGGCCCCUGGACGGGUUGUACUACCUGCCUGUGAGCGGGACCCCCAGCCCCGCCCCGUCCCUGCUUCUCUGCGCGCCACCCUCCAGCUCGGGGCCCGCCCAGCCUGGCAAGGGCUCGGAGGUCCCUUUGUGAGACCCAGGCAGGGAGUGAUCCUCAAGGUGGGGGCUCCUAGAUGGUCUUGGAGACUCUGGUUCGCAGUCCCCUGCUCUUUUUCUCCCAUCACCUCUAUGGCCCUCCCCAGCUAGUCGUCAGUCGGGAAGUGAGCUUCAGAGAGUGUAUCAGAGGCUGAUGGAGGUGGAGCUCCGAAAGUGGCUGCCUGCUUCCUGCCCACCCCCACCCGCCAAAUGUAUCUUUCCCAAGCAUUCCCAGGUUUGGUUUGUGUAUGUGUGUAUGCAGGCAAGCAAAUACGAAAAUGUG
This is a messenger RNA of Fukomys damarensis (Damara mole-rat), 2951 nucleotides long. RefSeq names its product proline rich basic protein 1 (gene Prob1). Gene Ontology annotation, cellular component: nucleoplasm. The transcript is spliced from 3 exons. The coding region runs from base 63 to 2666 and encodes 867 amino acids. The record is from RefSeq and is a predicted model, not a curated record. Lineage: Eukaryota; Metazoa; Chordata; Mammalia; Rodentia; Bathyergidae.